Molecule: messenger RNA, 699 nt
Organism: Lotus japonicus
Lineage: Eukaryota; Viridiplantae; Streptophyta; Magnoliopsida; Fabales; Fabaceae
Exons: 1
Coding region: 1-699 (232 amino acids)
Source: RefSeq, a predicted model, not a curated record
AUGGGAGCAAAAUCAAAGAUUAAAAAGUUGUUCGGGUUUGGAAAGAAAGGUGCUAGUUCUUCUAGGGAUGAUACACAAGUUUCACAAGUUUCAUCGGAGGACGGCGACUAUGAAACCAGGGAUCAACGAGUAAUAUGCGCUUAUCCAACACCUCAUAUUCAAAGCUCUACACAUAUUCAUAGAGAAGAAACAGGGAUAGUAUAUGCAUAUUCCCCUCCUCAAGAAGGAAACCCUCAAGGAAUGGACUCUUCGUACAAUCCCUAUCUUGAUCCAUACUAUGCUCAAGAAAGAGCUUCUUCAUACUAUCCUCAACCAAACUAUCCUCAAGGAGGAAGCUCUUCAUACUAUCCCCAUGAAGGAACGUCAUCAUACAAUCCUCAACCAUACUAUCCUCAAGGUGGAAGCUCUUCGUACUAUCCUCAAGAAGGAAGCUCUUCGUACUAUCCUCAAGAAGGAAGCUCUUCGUAUGGAAACUAUCAUCAAGAAGGAAGCUAUCCUCAAGAUGGAAGCUCUUCGUAUGGAAGCUAUCCUCAAGAUGGAAGCUCUUCGUAUGGAAACUAUCCUCAAGAUGGAAACUAUCCUCAAGAUGGAAGCUAUCCUCAAGAUGGAAGCUCUUCAUACUAUCCUUACCAAGGAACUUCUUCAAACUAUGGAACCUCUUCACACGAUGAAAACACAAAUGGUUGUUCCAUCAUGUGA